AUGUUGCCAUUAGAUGUAUCAAAAAAAAAAGUAAAUGCAACCACAGGUAUGACAUGUGAAACUUUCUCGACAGACCAAAAUGCCAUCAGAAUCCAGCUCGUUAAUGGCUCAUCAGAAAUCAGUGGUAGAAUUGAAAUCACUCGUGAAAGAACAAAAGGAAGUGUCUGUGAUGAUGAAUUUGAUGACAAUGAUGCAAAAGUUAUUUGUAGAAUGAUGGGAUACAGUACUGGAGAAGAAAUUCCAAAUAUAUUUGGAGAUGGGGAAGGUGUCAUCUGGCUUGAUAACCUCAAUUGUACUGGAUCAGAAUAUGGAGUUGAAAUGUGUCCCAAUCUUUCUUGGGGAAAGCAUAAUUGUAAACACUCUGAUGAUGUUGCCAUCAAAUGUUUCAAAAAAGAUGUCAGAAUCCAGCUUAUUGGUGGCUCAUCAGAAAUCAGUGGAAGAAUUGAAAUCACUCGUAAAGGAGUCAAAGGAACUGUCUGUGAUGACCACUUUGAUAACAAUGAUGCAAAAGUUAUUUGUAGAAUGAUGGGAUACAGUUCUGGAAAAGUUAUUCCAAAUAUAUAUGGACAAGGUCAAGGUGUCAUCUGGCUUGAUGAUCUCAAUUGUACUGGUUCAGAAGUUGAACUUGAAAUUUGUUCCAAACUUUCUUGGGGAAAGCAUAACUGUGGACACGAUGAGGAUGCUGCCAUUAGAUGUAUCAAAAAAGUAAAUGCAACCACAGGUAUGACACCAACUUUCUCGACAGACCAAAAUGCCAUCAGAAUCCAGCUCGUUAAUGGCUCAUCAGAAAUCAGUGGUAGAAUUGAAAUCACUCGUGAAAGAACAAAAGGAAGUGUCUGUGAUGAUGAAUUUGAUGACAAUGAUGCAAAAGUUAUUUGUAGAAUGAUGGGAUACAGGUAA
Molecule: messenger RNA, 900 nt
Organism: Acanthosepion pharaonis
Lineage: Eukaryota; Metazoa; Mollusca; Cephalopoda; Sepiida; Sepiidae
Source: the annotation of a GenBank genome assembly